Vigna radiata var. radiata (mung bean) is the source of this 566-nucleotide messenger RNA. Its product is annotated as macrophage migration inhibitory factor homolog. Gene Ontology annotation, molecular function: phenylpyruvate tautomerase activity. The record is from RefSeq and is a predicted model, not a curated record. The transcript is spliced from 2 exons. Lineage: Eukaryota; Viridiplantae; Streptophyta; Magnoliopsida; Fabales; Fabaceae. The coding region runs from base 94 to 432 and encodes 112 amino acids.
ACCGGAUUGCAGUAAACUGAAACUUGAAUUGGUUGAAACAAUCCAAAGAAGAAAAGAGAAGAAGAGUCACAGGCACAAAAGAUAGGAUAAGAUAUGCCUUGUCUUUACAUCUCCACCAACAUUAACUUAGAUGGAAUCAACAUCGAUCCAAUCUUUUCCCAAGCCAGCACUGCAGUUUCCAAAAUCAUCGGCAAACCAGAGAAGUUUGUGAUGGUGAUAUUGAAGGGGUCAGUGCCAAUAUCUUUUGAAGGAAACAAAGAAGCAGCUGCAUAUGCUGAGAUAGUUUCAAUGGGAGGCAUAAAUUCAGAAGUGAAGAAGAAACUGAUUUACGACAUUGGAACCAUAUUGCAGUCCAACCUAUCUAUACCAAGAACACGGUUUUUUCUGAAGGUGUUUGACACAACACUAUUUCGACCUAAAUCCAACUUGUAAUAUGCUUAAUCUUAUUCUCACAUUCUCACAUACACAAUACUCUUCUCCGUCAUUUCUCUGAGUUUUGCUACUAAUAUAUUUUCAUGUGUGUUGUUGAUUUACCACUCAAUAGGAUGAAUUUCUUAAUGUGGUUA